GAGCCGGACGGCAGCUGACACUCCGCGCCGCCCGCCCGCACAGUGCCGCGCCGUGCCGCGCUGCGUCUUGCUUCCGCGACCCCCGCGCCGACCCGACACUCCGCGACCACCAUGAAGACGCACCGCGCCGUCCUGGUCCACCUGCCGCGCAACAAAUCCAUCGACAUAGGCUUCUCCGACAUCACCUACAGCGUACGCGUCGGCGUCACCGGCAAAGAGACGAAGACGGUGCUACAAGGCAUCUCUGGCCUCUUCAAGUCCGGAGAGCUCACCGCCAUCAUGGGGCCAUCUGGAGCGGGAAAGACUUCGCUACUCAACAUUCUCACCGGCUUUCAGACGCGCGGCAUGGGCGGCGAGCUGCGGCUGGACGAGGUGCCUCUGCAGCCGGGCGACAGCCGCCUGCGCCGGCAGGCCAGCUACAUCCAGCAGGAUGACCACCUGCCGGGCCUGUUCAGCGUCUCCGAGCUCAUGUGGAUGGCCGCCCACCUCAAGCUCGGCUCCUCGCUCUCCGACAAAGCCAAGAAGCUGCUGAUUGACGACAUCCUGGAGACGCUUAAUCUGUCAGCGUGCCUCAAGACUCGCUGCGAAAAGCUGUCGGGCGGCCAGAAGAAGCGGCUCUCGAUCGCGCUAGAGCUGAUCGACAACCCUCCCGUUCUCUUCCUCGAUGAACCCACCACGGGCCUGGACAGCCUGUCGUCGCUGCAGUGCGUCUCGAUGCUCAAGUCCCUGGCACGGGGCGGCCGCACCGUCGUCUGCACCAUCCACCAGCCCAGCGCGACCAUCUUCCACAUGCUGGACCACGUGUACGUGCUGGCGCAGGGCCACUGCGUCUACCAGGGCUCCAGCCUCAACGUCGUGCCCUACCUCAACUCCGUGGGGCUCGAGUGCCCCCAGUACCACAACCCCGCUGACUACAUGCUUGAAGUCAUCAGUGGAGAAUAUGGAGACUGUACUGAUGACCUGGUGAUAGCAGUUAAAGAAAACAGUUGGCGAAGUCCACCUGUCCAAACAAAUGGUAAUGCAAUUGUGGUAGAGACUAGGAAAGAUGGCACUGUACCACACAAAACUCUAGUUCUUGUAGCUAAGCCUUCAGAGUUUACAAGAUUCUGGACUCUAUUGCAAAGGUUUUACGUGCAGCUCUACAGAGACUGGACUGUCACACAUCUCAAAUUGGUGCUUCAUGUUCUUGUUGGAGUUGUGUUUGGGCUUAAUUUUACUGGAGCUGGAAAUGAUGCUUCAAAAACAUUCAACAAUGUCAGCUUUCUAUUCUGUACCAAUCUAUACCUAGCUUAUACAGCUGUUAUGCCAGCUGUUUUGAGGUAUCCCUCAGAAAUGGCUGUUAUGAAAAAGGAGUGGUUCAAUAAUUGGUACAAUCUUCGAACCUACUACAUCACCUCAAUGGUUGCCACUCUGCCUACACAGAUGAUGUUUGCAGCAGCACAUUCAACAGUUUCAUAUUUCCUAACUGGUCAACCUCAGGAACCUUCACGCUAUGUGAUGUUUGUCUGCAUUUGCAUGUUGGUUGCAGCUGUUGCAGAAAGUUUUGGAAUUUUUAUUGGCAUUGUUUGCCCAGUUGUUGUUAAUGGAACAUUUUUUGCAUCAGUGUACACAGCAUAUCUAAUACUGUUCUCUGGAUUCAUGGCCUUACUGAAUGACAUCCCUUCUUGGAUGUUAUGGAUGGCAGAUAUUUCUUUCUUGCGUUAUGGUGUUGAAGGUCUAGUUUGUGCACUCUUUGGUAAUAAUCGCAAGCCAAUACCCUGUCCACCAGAACAUGUGUACUGUCACCUUAGAACACCAAAAAAGUUGCUUCAGGAGCUUGGAAUGGUUGAUGUACAAUACUGGGUUGAUGCCACCGCUCUUGUUGGCUUCUUUCUAUUAUUUAGGAUCAUUGGAUAUUUUUUCCUUCGAAGACGAAUGAUGAAAAGUAGUUGAGAAGAGUACAGUAUUUAAUUUUUUUUUCUUUGACUGGGAAAUAUUGGAUACUCCAGCAACAUAGGUUCUGUGAACUAAGAUGCUGCUAUUCAGUAUUUUUACUGGCUACCUUGUAGCACUUGGAAGGAUGAGUAACUGACACAUGGGGAUAUGUAAAUAUGCACCCCCUCCCCCAGCUGAAAAAAAAACAGUUUCUUUAUCACAGAAUACUGAAGUGGCAAAAAGUGUGCAAGUGUAAUUUUAAUCAGAUUUGGUGAGACAGUAAAUAUUUGCUAAGCUGUCUGAUUACAUGUAUGUUGUAUGUUCUAAUGCAACAAGUACCUGUUGUCAACAUAGUUUGUUUGCCUAAUUUUGUUAGGCUUAUACGAAUACUUAUUCAAUUGUACAAAAAUACACAAGGGAUGUAAAAACUUCUUUGCAAAACAUGUCUGAUUCUUGUGUAUUAGAAUACUAUACAUGAUCUUUGUGUUACCUCUGGAACCACCAUUGUAGUUUAUCUGUUCUCCUAAAGACCAAUGAUAUCAUGCAAACUGUCUGAUAUUUCUGACUGGAUUUUAUCAGAAAGAGGCAAAACGUAUCAAAAAUUACUAAAUUCAUGAUGAAGCUCAGUAUGUAUGAUAUGCUAUGUCUAAAUAUGGGUAAUUGUUUUGCUAGUAACAGAUUACAGACUGCAAAAUGAAUCCAGUACUGCAACUAUAAGCAGACUUACACAAGCUGUGUAUACAGUGCUGUGUUUCAGUGUAUUAUCAGUGUAUCAAAAACAAUUUAUAAUGUAAAAUCCUGAAGAUUGGAAAUGUUUAAUUCUAUACAAAUGUGAACUGUUGAGCUGAAAUAUUUAUAUGUCAUAUAAUCCUCUUAAGAUUAUUUUAGCUUUUAUCACAUACCUGAGUAAAUAUGUAUCAAUGGCCUUUUGCUAAAGAAUGCAGGUUACUUUUUGUGAUGCACACAAAGUAUUUUUUUCAGUACUGCACAUUUCUAUAACUUUGGGGUGUGCGCUAAACUUGUGUUGGUGAUAUGAGUUGCAUGUCUAUGACUGAAAAAAUGUUAAAUUUUCUGCACUGAACAAUAAAAAAGUUAUUGCAACAAUAAA
Molecule: messenger RNA, 3022 nt
Organism: Schistocerca piceifrons (Central American locust)
Lineage: Eukaryota; Metazoa; Arthropoda; Insecta; Orthoptera; Acrididae
Product: ATP-binding cassette sub-family G member 1
Exons: 11
Coding region: 112-1932 (606 amino acids)
Cellular component (GO): plasma membrane
Molecular function (GO): ATP hydrolysis activity; ATP binding; ABC-type transporter activity
Source: RefSeq, a predicted model, not a curated record